This is a messenger RNA of Plenodomus lingam JN3, 2136 nucleotides long. RefSeq lists its product as uncharacterized. The record is from RefSeq and is a predicted model, not a curated record. Lineage: Eukaryota; Fungi; Ascomycota; Dothideomycetes; Pleosporales; Leptosphaeriaceae. Gene Ontology annotation, cellular component: nucleus. Gene Ontology annotation, molecular function: nucleic acid binding.
AUGGCCUUGUCAACGCGUCUUGAGCGUCUGAGAAAGCUGGUACAGGAAGAUGUCCAUGCCCUGCCCAAAAAAUCUGCUCCCUUGGUCCCAGGACCUGCUAGCGAUGAGCAUGGCGGUCUGGCGCUGGAACCUGAGCAAUCACAAGCUCCAUGGCUUCCGGACUCUAGCAAACGGGUUGUUGCUACAGAUGAGGCUGACUGCUCAGCCAAGCCAGCCGUCAAACCCACCAUCUCUGACGACAAGCCUGACCGCCGCUUCGUCUGGCUACAAGACGCCCAAAGCUCCUACAAUCCAAACUCGACCUCCAUGCCACCGGCCUCACUACCGCAGCCUACCAAAAUAUCGACUACCCACCUACACCGAGGUGAUCUAGUCUCUCCUCGAUAUCACUUCACGCCCAUCCAGGCAUUGGCUAAGUAUCCUUACAAGUUUUGCAGUCGAGAUACCUCACAGGGAAUUGCCUCGGCCUUCUUCGACCAAGGCAAAUUCUGGGAACGUGAAUGGGAACUCUACUACGUCUGGGACAUCGAACCUGGCGCCAAGCCCGUCGUCCUUGUUCGCGAGAGCCAAGUGCACACCUUACUCAGUGAGAUCAACUGCCACCUGAAACUCGCUCUCAGAAUCACCGAUCAGCAACGUGAGGAGGGCCUCGUUGCUCACUUUCCAGACCAUCCACGUUGUCUUCCUCGAUAUCUCGGACGCUCACAAUCACGUGGAGAAUACGACAACAUGGUUGACAACAUCCCCAGCCACAGUCAUCGUGCUGAGGGUGAAUCUUCCCAUCCGCCGCUUGAGCCAUCCACCCACGAGCUUUUCAGGCAGCUCAUGGAUGACUUGUACGAAGUGCAAAAGGCCAAGAAUAAGAUAUCAAAGGCGAAGAAGCAGCAAGACCGGCUAGGGAAGCAAAAGGCCAUGACGGACCACUUCAAGCGUGCACAACGAUACUUGGGGCUGCGAGCAAACCGUGAAGCCGAAAAAAAUUCCUCCAGCGAACAUCUGGUUGUGAAUGUAGCCAAACCAGUUCCCUUUGUGUUUGAUCAGUCAGUGGUCUUUGUCUGCGUUGAUGUCGAGUCAUACGAGCAUGCUCAUCACAAAAUUACGGAAGUUGGCAUCGCUACACUCGACACUCGCGACUUGGCCGGCAUCGAACCUGGCGUCGAUGGUAAGCAGUGGAGCAAGAGGAUACGUGCUCGCCAUUUUCGUAUCAACGAACAUCGUCACCUGGUCAAUGGCUCCUUUGUUAGCGGAUACCCGGACAAGUUCAAAUUUGGAGAAUCCACUUUUAUACCUCUCAAGGAAGCUGCGCAACACAUUGCCGACUGCUUCUCUACACCAUUCGGCGCACAUUCUUCUAAUGGUGCUGGAAGCGCAUACACCUUGAUACCUUCAAAAUUUGAUGUCGAAGAGAAACGUAAUCUCAUCUUCCUCGGCCACGACACCUCCGGUGACAUUCAGUACUUGCAGAAGUUGGGAUACGAUGCGACUAAAGUAGAUAACAUCAUCGAGGCGCUCGAUACAGCCGUCAUGUAUCAAGUUUGGCGCCGUGAGUCUCAGCCGACCCGGUUGACCAAGAUCCUGGACUCGUUCGAUCUGGAUGGCUUUUACGCUCACAAUGCCGGUAACGAUGCCGUCUUUACCGUUCAAGCCAUGCUUGCGAUUUGCGUCCGCGAGGCUACUCUUCGAGGUUCUUCUUCGCUUGAUGAAUACCGCAAUAAAGUGGCUGCAGCAAGGCUUGUAAUCGCCGUAGAAGAAGCGCACGAGAGGAUCAAGAGUGAGGAAGACGGCUGGAAUCAGCUCGAAGUUGAAGGUGAUGGUGGCGGGCCUAUUCCACUAAUGCCGAGUAACGUACCUAGCUCAGGCCCAACGCAUAACAUCUCGCGAGCUGCUCCCAAUAUGGUCCGUGGUCGAGACGUAGGCCGCGGUAAUACCUCAAGAGGCCGCGGAGCUACGGCUUCACAGCACAAUGGAAACCAAUACAUGGCCUCGCACAGAUCCCGUGGGGGAACUGGUCGUGGUCAGCUAGAUGGCAGUGGUCGGCACGCACGCACGCGCGCACGUGAACGAGGCAAUUCGAACGCUGUUCAGCCGUCAAACACCCAGGGGAAUCUUCAAGUACGCUAUUCCGACCUUAUCUAG